Molecule: messenger RNA, 4505 nt
Organism: Populus euphratica (Euphrates poplar)
Lineage: Eukaryota; Viridiplantae; Streptophyta; Magnoliopsida; Malpighiales; Salicaceae
Gene: TSK
Product: tetratricopeptide repeat (TPR)-containing protein
Exons: 20
Coding region: 105-4163 (1352 amino acids)
Biological process (GO): response to DNA damage checkpoint signaling; meristem structural organization; epigenetic regulation of gene expression
Cellular component (GO): nucleus
Molecular function (GO): protein binding
Source: RefSeq, a predicted model, not a curated record
CAAAAUAAAAACUUUCAAAAACCCCAAAAUCCCCUAUCUAAAACACCGAACCCUAAAAUCCCAAAUCCUCCAUUUCUCUCCGCUCAACAUCGACAAAUACCAUCAUGCCGAUAAGCAAAGAAGAGCAAGAAAUGCAGACAGCGAAACGCGCAUUUGUUAACGCGCGUGAAGUAGGGAAUCACCAAGAGGAAGCAAGAUGGGCAAAUUUGAUAGGAGAUAUGUAUAAGAACAGAGGGGAGUAUGUGAAGGCAUUGAAAUGGUUACGUAUAGAUUAUGAGAUUUCGAACAAGUACUUGCCUGAGAAGCAGUUGUUGCCUACUUGUCAAUCUAUUGGAGAUGUUUAUCUCAGACUUCAUGAUUUCAAGCAUGCUUUGGUUUACCAGAAAAAGCAUUUGGAUCUUGCCAAGGAUGCCAACGACCUUGUUGAACAGCAAAGAGCCAGCACCCAGCUUGGUCGAACAUACCAUGAAAUGUUCUUAAAAUCUGACAAUGACCAUUCUUCAAUCCGGAAUGCCAAGAAGUACUUCAAGUCAGCCAUGAAGCUAGCUCAGUCUCUCAAGGAAAAUCCACAUACUAAUAAAUCGUCUUUCCUCAAAGAAUAUAUAGAUGCCCAUAAUAAUAUAGGAAUGAUUGAAAUGGAUCUUGAUAACUUGGAAGAAGCCAAGAAAAUACUUACUAGAGGACUAGAAAUAUGCGAUGAGGAAGAAGUUGAUGCAGAUGAUGAUGGUCGGAGCAGGCUCCAUCACAAUCUUGGAAAUGUUUACAUGGAGCUGAAGGUGUGGGAUAAGGCUCAGGAACACAUUAAAAAAGAUAUUAGAAUUUGUAAUAGAAUAGGGCAUUGCCAAGGGGAGGCAAAAGGGUACAUCAAUCUUGGUGAAUUGCAUUACAGAGCUCAAAAGUAUGAGGAAGCAAAUCUUUGCUAUCAUAAGGCACUUGAUCUGGCAAAAUCCAUGGAAGAUGAGGAUGCUUUGGUCAAGGAAAUUGGUCAUAAUAUUGGAACUGUAAGAGAAGCUAUGAAGGUGAUGGAUGAAUUAAAGAAAGAAGAGCAGAAUCUCAAAAAGUUAACUAGAAGUAUAGUCACUGCAAGGGGAACACAUCAUGAGCGGAAGUGUUUGCUGCAGCAGAAUGCAUCCCUUGACUGCCUCAUUGAGAAGUCGAGCAUUAUACUUGCAUGGUCAAAGCAUCAUGAAUUUGCAAAAAGGAAGAAGAGAAUAGCUAGUGAACUCUGUGAUAAAGAGAAGCUGGGCGAUUCAUUUCUACUUCUUGGAGAAUCAUACCAGAAGCUCAGAAAAUUCAAGAAAGCCAUUAAAUGGUUCAUGAAGAGUUGGGAGACAUACAAGUCAAUCAGCAACUUGGAGGGUCAAGCAUUAGCAAAAAUUAAUAUAGGUGAUGUUCUGGAUUGUGAUGGUGAUUGGAUGGGAGCUCUAAAUGCAUUUGAAGAGGGCUAUAGGAUUGCUGUUAAUGCUAAACUUCCCUCUGUUCAGCUUUCAGCAUUAGAGAACAUGCACUAUAGCCACAUGAUAAGAUUUGACAAUGAAGAAGAGGCCAGGAGGUUGCAGCGUGAAAUUGAGAGGUUAAAGUCCAAAAACACAGAGCUUGAAAGGCAAAAUUUGGCAACGGAUUGCUGCUCUGAGACUGAUACAGAAGGGGAUGAUCACUUGUCAGAUUGUAGAUCUAAUUCAUCCUGCUUCCAAGAAAUUAACAAAUCUGGUUCUGCAAGAUCAAAAUCUUUAGCUGGUGCUGAAGGGUUGAAUGAUGAUUUACCUCUGAUUUCACUCCUUCGGUCCCAUAAAAAUUCUCCCAGAAAAAAGUCAACUCAAGAAGAAAUGCAUAAUACUUCUACUUGGCCAACUGAAGCCUCUCCAAAAUGUUCUUCCAAAACAGCUAGUGAUCAGCAGACAGUUCUUUGUCGUAAACGUAUUAGAAUAGUCCUUUCAGAUGAUGAAGAUGAAAUGCAUGAUAAGGUAGACUGCUCCAGAGAAAGGCUCAAUAGAUGCCCACCGGAGGAUGUUGCUACUUCUAAUGGAUUUAUGGGGGCAAGCAAUCCAGCUAUUUCUGCAUGUGCAUUUCAGGGUGUAUCAACAGUUGCUUCCAAAUGUGCUACCAGUUCCUGGAAUCCCAAUAACAAUGAAGAAAGCACUUCUUCAUACAAAUCUCAGAGCCCAAAAAUUGUGACUCCCAAAGGAAAAGUUUUCAGAUCUUCAAGCAACAAUGAAGUUGUUUUUGCAUGCGAUCUUGCUGCUAGUGGCUCCAAAUGUGAUGUCUCUGAGAACUUAAUGCAUAAAAACAAUGCUGCCCAUCUCAGGUUGCACAAUUCUGGGAAUGAUGAUAAUCAGUGUAUUGUAUUCAGAAUUGACAAUGACCUGAUACAAGUAGAUGCAGCUUCAUACCUCGCAUUUGAUAAAUUGAGCAUUGAGUCCAUGACUGUUGAGCUGGCCUGUUUGUACUAUUUGCAGCUUCCUACAGAGAAGAGAUCAAAAGGUCUCUUGCCCAUCGUUCAGCAUAUGAAAUGUCAUGGAAGAGUUCUAGAUUCCAUGGAAGCAUUUGAAACUCUCAAGGGUGAUCAAGGAAAUAUCCUAAUAGAAGUUUCCAUUAAUGGUUGGGUUCAAAAGCGCUUGAUGAAGCUGUACAUCGACUGCUGCGAGGAGUUAUCUGAGGCACCUAAUAUGAAGUUGCUUAAGAAACUAUACAUUUCAGAGGUAGAGGAUGAAGUCAUUGGAUCUGAAUGUGAAUUGCAAGAUAUAUCAGUAACUCCACUGUUGAAUGCCCUGCAUACCCACAAAACAGUUGCCGUGAUAGACCUUUCCCAUAAUUUUUUGGGGAAUGGAACAAUGGAGAAACUUCAACAAUUUCUCACAACAGGGCAAAAAUACGGUGAUUUGACUUUGGAUUUGCAUUGUAAUCGGUUUGGUCCAUCUGCUUUAUUUCAGAUCUGUGAAUGUCCUGUUCUCUUUGCUCGCUUGGAAGUUCUUAAUAUCUCUGGAAACCAUCUCACUGAUGCUUGUGGAUCUUACCUUUCAACCAUAUUGGAAAACUGCAGAGCCCUAUACAGCUUGAAUAUUGAGCGUUGUUCCAUAACAACAAGAACAAUUCAAAAGGUGGCUGAUGCACUAAAUACGAGCUUGGUCUUGGCACAACUUUCUAUAGGAUAUAAUAACCCUGUAUCUGGAAACGCUAUCAUUAAUCUACUAGCCAAACUUGCCACCUUGAAAAGUUUUGCAGCACUGAAUCUGAGUGGGUUAAAGUUAACCAAGCCUGUUGUUGAUAGUCUCUGCCAGCUUGCUAAAACAUCAUGUUUGUCACGGUUAAUGCUUGGGAGCACUGGCAUAGGAACUGAUGGGGCACUACAAUUAACUGCAUCAUUGUUUGAGGGGUCUCAAGAGUCUGUUAAACUUGACCUGUCAUACUGCGGGCUAAUGCCUGCAUAUACUCGUAUGCUCAGCACCGAUACUCUGAUUUGUGGUAUUCUUGAGCUGAACCUUGCUGGAAAUCUUAUUAUGCAAGAGGGAACAAAUGCAAUGGUGUCAUUGCUUACAAAUCCACAAUGCUGUCUGAAAGUUUUGGUCCUGAACAAAUGUCAACUGGGGCUCACUGGGAUUCUUCAAAUGAUUCAAGCACUUGCAGAAAAUGACUGUCUAGAAGAGCUCCAUCUUGCUGAUAAUGCCAGCCUGGAGAAAACAUACAUGCUACAGUAUGACUCGACUAAAGGGUGGUGCCCAGACAUCUUGCAACCCGACUUAAAUAAAUCUGAAUCAAAGAUGAGUGUGCCCAAGGAAAGCGACUCGCACAAGCACGGUGUAUGUGUUAUGAACACUGAAUGUAAUCAGCUUGAAGUGGCUGAUAGUGAAGAUGGUCCUAUCAGGGCAGAAGCUGCUCCAUCUGACUUUGAUGACAGUUGCACAAGCUCAUGUCAAAAGAAUUCUUUGUUAGAAUGCCAAUUCAUUCAAGAGCUUACAACUGCCAUCAGUAUGGCAAAGCAGCUGCAAUUCAUGGAAUUGGGCAGCAAUGGCUUCACAACACAAGUUGCAGAAGCUCUGUACGCUGCAUGGUCAUCUAGAUUAGAAAAUGGUUUGGCUUGGAGACACAUUGAGGAUCAGACAAUCCAUUUCUCUAUGGAAACAAACAAAUGCUGUAGGUCAAAACCCUGCUGCAGAAGGGAUUGAUUCGUUGUUUCUGGAACUCCCAUCUAUCUCUCAGCAGGUGAUCACCAGGCACUUUUGCAGCAAAUAGAAGUUUACUAUAAAUAACACAAUCAACACUCGAGAUUUUCAAUGCUAUGCCGAAUGCCACUGUAGAUAUCAACAAUUUUUUUAUGGAUUUCCUUUACAAUUGAUCCUUUUAAUUUAUGUAUACAACUUUACUUGAAUAUCACAUAAGUGCAAAUAUAUAUUUGUGUAAACCCUGUCUCAUGCAAAUAUUAAACGAGGCAGUUGACAUGGGCAACAUUAUUUCUCGAAUGUCUGUUGAUUAUGUUCUUGGCUAUGCAGAGGGUGCGCCUUCAUUGA